AUCGACAACGGCAACGGCAACAACAACAACAACAACACCAAUAGCAGUAUCAUCAUCAUUAUCAACAAAUAGUGCCAAAACAUUCACAUGUACAGAAUGUGGUAAAGUUUUCAAUGCUCAUUAUAAUCUUACAAGACAUAUGCCCGUACAUACUGGUGCAAGACCAUUUGUUUGUAAAGUAUGUGGAAAAGGUUUUCGUCAAGCAAGUACAUUAUGUAGACAUAAAAUUAUUCAUACGGCAGAAAAACCACAUAAAUGUCAAUUCUGUGGAAAAGCAUUUAAUCGUAGUUCAACAUUGAAUACACAUGUAAGAAUACAUGCCGGUUAUAAGCCAUAUAAAUGUGAAUUCUGUGGUAAAGGUUUUCAUCAAAAGGGUAAUUAUAAAAAUCAUAAAUUAACACAUAAUAAUGAAAAAGCAUUCAAAUGCGAUAUUUGUGGCAAAGCAUUUCAUCAGAUUUAUAAUCUAACAUUUCAUUUGCAUACACAUAAUGAGAAGAAACCAUUUCAAUGUCAAACUUGUGGCAAAGGAUUUUGUCGUAAUUUUGAUCUCAAAAAACAUAUUCGUAAAUUACAUGAUGAUAAAAUUGAAUCAAAAGAAAUGCAUAAAUCAACUAAAUCAAAUCGAGAAAAAUCAAUCAAUGAAACUGUAAAAUUGACAAAAGAAAUGACAACAACAACAACAACAACACCGAAAAUGAUAUCGCCAACAAUGGUAGCAACGAUUAAAACUGAUAAUUCAACAACAAAUUAUCGAAAUCGUCAUAAAAUAUUAAACAAGAAUCAUCAUUGAAAAUA
Dermatophagoides farinae (American house dust mite) is the source of this 795-nucleotide messenger RNA. RefSeq lists its product as uncharacterized. Gene Ontology annotation, biological process: regulation of gene expression. NCBI's taxonomy places the organism in Eukaryota, Metazoa, Arthropoda, Arachnida, Sarcoptiformes, Pyroglyphidae. The record is from RefSeq and is a predicted model, not a curated record. Gene Ontology annotation, cellular component: nucleus.